Durusdinium trenchii is the source of this 2267-nucleotide messenger RNA. Lineage: Eukaryota; Dinophyceae; Suessiales; Symbiodiniaceae. The record is from the annotation of a GenBank genome assembly.
CUCACAGAGGAUUGCUCCCUUUUGAUGAGCUGCCAUGGGAGCUAGCCAGGGCCUCACGGCCGCGUGUCAGCCCUGUUACACAGAGUCCUGCUGUGAUGAUGAUACACUGGAUGAGAAAUCCACGACCUACACGAGACCCUUGACGGUGCAUGGCUUCAAUGUGCUGUCCUUUGGGCCGGGGAGUGGGCCAGCGGGGCAAGUCUUUGAGGAGACGCUGAGGGGGCUGAGCCGCUCUGACCGAAACCUGCUGCAGUUUGCCUCGACUCCAUGUCUGGCAGCUGUGAGGUGGCUCAUUUAUCAGGGCGCCUCCCCGGACGUGCAUGAUGCGAAUGGCACCACUGCUCUUCAUGUGGCAUGCAGAUCCGGCUCUUUACCUGUGGUCUGCGAGGUCUUGAAGUUCUCCCAGCUCUUGGAGGCCGUGGACAUCGCAGGUUGGACUCCGCUUCACAUUGCCGGGCACAUGGGUCGCUCAGAGGCUGUUCGAUUCCUCUUGCAGGCUCGUGCCAGCCCUCACCGGAGAAAUGCCGCGGGCCAGACACCUGCACAGAUCUCCUUGGAUCGCAUCACCCGCGAGGUGCUCCAAGCCGCCGCGGAGGAUGGCGACUGGGAAAGGGGUAUGGUCGCUCUGGGUGAUGCGGAGCAGGAGGUGGAAGAGGGUCCUGACGACUACUUCCCCGCCUUCAAUGCGAAGGAGGAUCGUGUGGGUGUUCCCCAUCAAUGCGAGCGGGAGCUCUUCUUCGUGACCCCGAAGGCAUCCAUCAAGGAGGUCACGACCUUCAGGAAGUCGCUCAUGAAGUUGCUGGUCCUGCUCUUCAAUCUCAAGCCCAGCGCGGGCUUGGCCUUUGCGGUGGCGUGUGGCCUUUCAGAAAGCUACGGUGCUGCCGCGAGGGCUCUGCUCCACACAGAGGGCGCAGACCGAAGCAAGAUAGGCAACUUCUUGGGGCAGGACUUUUCCCUUUGCUUGUUGGUGCGCUUUGGUGUGCUCGACAGCUUGCCUCUGCUAAGCACUGGGGUGAUUUCAUGCCUUGAGAUGUCGUUCUCAAGAAUUCAACUGCCCGAGGACAUGGAUCGAAUGGAGAGAUUGUUGCAUGCAGCUGCCUUGGUCUGGUGGCGUAAGCAUCGAGCUUUGUCCCCAUCGAUGUUGCCGACAGAGGGUGUGGGUGACGAAGACAAGGCCAGUCUGUCAAGAGAGCUGAUUGGCCAUGGGCUCUUGCAAUACAUCACCAGCGCGCAAGUGCUGUCGCAGCUGAUGUUUUCCACGGUCAUGCUGCAUCAAGUCAUUCACGGCGACGGCUGUGGAGAGACUGGGGCCAUGAGCUAUGAGGAAUGGGCCAGCAUGAACAAGGGCCUCGAGGACGUCCACAAAGACAUCCCAGGCUUUGUCUUGAGGCCCAUCUAUGAAACGAUUUGCGAGAAGUUUGUGCCAGAGCUGUGCAUGGCGCCUAGCUCUCAAAGUCCCACCUCUCGCAGCCAGCCGCGAUCACAUCUGGGAAGCGACUCGAGUGAAGAUGAAUUCAUGCCAUAUGGACAGGACAAAAAGGCCUCGCCCAUCUCGACCAACGGCCAGGCGCAGGUGACUGGGCCUUCGGCCUUCCAGCAUCUCGCACAGGCUGAGGGCUGGGUGCAGCUCAAUUGCCACUUGCCCAUCGUGGCAAGCCAGCAGAUUCGACCGGGGAGCGAGACCCUAAGUGAGGGCCUCAGCAGUGGCAUGAGUGUGGUCGGUGCCAAUGACGGCCUCACCGCACUCAUGAAGGUGAGAGCUGGUUCAGAUGCAGCCAUGCCUCCUGGCCCUUUGGAGCAUGGCUGGGUGUGGGCGAGCCUCUGCAGUAUUUGCCUCCUCUUUUCAACCAUGCCCCCCGGCAAGACGGUGGGCUCUGAGCUGGCCGCGCCGCACGCGGUGGUCGAUGUGAGGCUCCUGCAUGUAACUGACGUGGACCGUGAAGCACGAAGUCUCACGGUGGCCACCUUCAGCACACAUCCCUACCGGCUAAAGACCGAAGGUGCUGAAGAGGGCAGAGCCUUGGGGGACAUCCCCGUGGUGUUGUUGAUGGAAGAUGGACGAUUUCAGGAGCUCAGCUUGCCGCCCUUGGAGAUGAAGGUCGAGACCGAAGAAGAGCUGGAUGCUUGGGUGUCCCUUCUGGCGGAGAAGAAUAACAUCAAGCUCAAGGAUGGGAAGCAUGCCAUUACCUUGGCCUAAAGAAAGGCCGAGCUUGAGAAGUUGGGAGUGACCCAUGGGUGACCUUUGUAGGGUUUCUUUUCUAGUCUGA